AUGCUGGCCAGCAGGGAGCAGGACGGCGAGCUGCACUCGGCUGGGUCCGGCCUGAUCGCGCCCCUCGUGGCUCACUCAGCGCAGCGCAGCUCACCUGCACACUUCACGUUCCGACUUUCAGACGCCGUGACCAGCCGUCUGACCUCGGGCAAGUUACUCAGACUCGUCUGCCAGGGCGGCGUGGACGCCCGCCGCCCCCGCCCGUGCAGGGCUCUGCGGGGUGAGGGCCCGUGCGCGCUCGUGCCCGGCGCACAGGGACCCCGCGCGCACGCGCUGGAGAGAGCGCGCAGGGAGGGGGACGGAGUGGGGGUGCACCGGGACCCCUCCAGUGCAGGGGGCAGCGCACAGCUGAGUGCAGGGAGACUUGAGGCCCGCCUCUGGCUCUGUUCAGCCUGCAGCAGGUUCAACUCUGGCCUCAGUUGGCUCAUCUGCAAAACAGGGCCGGACCGUCAGCAUUCCUCGGAUCUCGGCCAGCUUCUCUUCUGGUCUGCUGUGCUCCUCCCUGGAUCAGCCUCAGUGAUCUUCAUGGUUCAAAGCCCGCGUCUGUCCACAGCCAGUCCCGCGUCGCAUCCUCCCGGCCCCCCUGCCGGGUCAUCACCUCUAAGACAGCUCUGCCUUUUCAACAAGGAGGAGGGCGUGCUGAUGAGCACGGACGGACGUUCCAAGGACCACAGACAAGAAUCGGGAGGAGGGACCGCCGCCCCAGUCCUCACACGCCCUUGCGGUUUGCUCGUGCCAUUUGCACGUCCGUCCCUUUUCCAUCUUUGUGAGCUUCAAACAGAAGCCAAGUUUGCCCUCUUUCCCUGUGUGUUUCCCCGGAGCGCUGGCCAGAGAGGUUCCCUCGCUAUCAUCUGAGUGGCCGAGGCG
Molecule: messenger RNA, 867 nt
Organism: Acinonyx jubatus (cheetah)
Lineage: Eukaryota; Metazoa; Chordata; Mammalia; Carnivora; Felidae
Exons: 5
Coding region: 1-855 (284 amino acids)
Source: RefSeq, a predicted model, not a curated record